Molecule: messenger RNA, 1387 nt
Organism: Penaeus monodon (black tiger shrimp)
Lineage: Eukaryota; Metazoa; Arthropoda; Malacostraca; Decapoda; Penaeidae
Gene: Faa
Product: fumarylacetoacetase-like
Exons: 8
Coding region: 82-1341 (419 amino acids)
Biological process (GO): homogentisate catabolic process; L-tyrosine catabolic process; L-phenylalanine catabolic process
Molecular function (GO): fumarylacetoacetase activity
Source: RefSeq, a predicted model, not a curated record
CUCGCGCGUUAGCAGUCAACCUGUAGAAGUUGAAAGGUAGGGUUGUAAGUCAACUGCUCCUUGGCAAAAAUCCUCGUCAUCAUGAAGUCUUUCGUCGAAAUACCUUCGGAUAGCCAUUUCCCCCUUCAGAAUUUGCCCUACGGAAUAUACUCAACUGCUGACAACGAGACCCCCCGCAUUGGAGUAGCAAUUGGGGACUUGAUCUUGGAUUUAUCAGUUAUUUCUCACUUGUUCUGUGGACCAGUCCUUGCUGGCCAUCAGCAUGUAUUCAAAGAGCCAACUCUUAAUGCUUUCAUGGGCCUAGGACUUGCUGCUUGGAAAGAGGCAAGAGCAACACUUCAGACACUACUAAGUGAAGAGAACCCCACCUUGAAGGAUGACUGUGCAUUGAGAGCAAAAGCAUUUGUCCCUCAAAAUGCAGCCCAGAUGCACCUCCCAGCCACCAUUGGAGACUAUACUGAUUUCUAUUCAUCUAUUGACCAUGCUACUAAUGUUGGGAUCAUGAUGCGUGGAAAGGAGAAUGCUUUAAUGCCCAACUGGAAAUAUCUUCCUGUUGGUUACCAUGGCCGAGCAUCUAGCGUUGUGGUAUCUGGCACCCCUGUCCGACGGCCCAAUGGCCAAACUAAGCCAAAGGAUGAUGAGCCCCCAACAUUUGGACCAUGCCGUCUUAUGGACUUUGAGCUUGAAAUGGCAUUCUUUGUUGGACCUGGAAAUAAGAUGGGAGACCCUAUCAAGGUCCAGGAUGCUCAGGAACACAUCUUUGGCAUGGUGCUCAUGAACGAUUGGAGUGCAAGAGACAUCCAGAAAUGGGAGUAUGUGCCUCUUGGACCUUUCUUGGCAAAGAACUUGGGCACCACCAUCUCUCCAUGGGUAGUUACCAUGCAAGCUCUUGAACCAUUUCUUGUUGAUAACUACUCCCAAGACCCUGAGCCCUUUCCUUACCUGAAACAUAAUGACAAAUUCACAUAUGAUAUUAAGCUGGAAGUUGGUAUCCGACCUGAAGGUAGUAAUCACCUAGGAACAGUCUGCCGUAGCAACUUUCGUUACAUGUAUUGGACAAUGAAACAGCAACUGGCUCAUCACACCGUCACAGGCUGUAAUGUCAGGCCUGGAGAUCUUAUGGCUUCAGGAACAAUUUCUGGAUCAAGUGAAGAUUCUUUUGGCUCAAUGCUGGAACUGUCAUGGAAAGGCAGCAAAACAAUUGACCUUGGCAAUGGAGUUACUCGGAAAUUCCUUCAAGAUGGGGAUGAAGUGGUCAUAUCAGGGUACUGUCAAGGGGAUAGUUACAAAGUUGGCUUUGGCAAUUGCACCGGCAAAGUGCUUCCUGCACAUCCUCUUUAGACUUUGGCUACAACUUGAAAUGGGAUUAGAAGGAUCAAUAGCUUGA